AUGUCAACCGCCGAAAUCACCAGCGAUGGCCCUGAGGUCGCCUUGCACACCGCGGCUUCAAAUUCCUCUCCACUUACAAAAAAGGCUCCCAUACCGCCGGGGAUCUCGCUGCUAGCAGGGGGUAUUGCUGGAGGCGUCGAGGCGACUGUGACAUACCCGUUUGAGUACGCCAAAACGCGAGUCCAGCUUGGUCGUGAAGCUAGGAGCACAGGCCGGGCAAACCCGCUCACCGUUAUCUCACAAGCAUUGAGAAAUGACGGCAUCCGCUCGGUCUAUACUGGAUGCUCGACUUUGAUCCUCGGCACCACGUUCAAAGCUGGUGUUCGAUUCUUGUCAUUUGACUCGAUAAGGAACGCAAUGGCUGAUGACAAAGGCCGCCUGACUCCUGCUCGCGGGAUUCUGGCUGUAAGGAUCGACGAUGCAAAUUCCGCCGCUAGGAGAUAUCGCGGAGGCCUGCACGCCACGGCCAGCAUCUUCCGCGAGGCUGGUGUUUCGGAGCUCUACCGCGGGCUGUUGUCAACGACAAUGAAGCAGUCGGCGACCUCGGCGGUGCGUAUGGGCUCGUAUAAUGUGCUCAAAGAGUAUUGUGCGAGUAGAGGUCUUCCAAAAAGCAGUGUUGUGACCUUUGGGAUCGGCGCAAUGGCCGGCAUCAUCACGGUCUACGCGACCCAGCCUUUUGACACUGUCAAAACUCGGUCACAGAGCGCACGCGGUGCAAGUAUCUCUGAAGCAUUCCGAAUGAUUAUUAUCGACAGCGGUAUCAAAGGCUUCUGGUCUGGGUCCACCAUGAGGCUCGGUCGGCUCGUAUUUAGUGGUGGUAUUGUUUUCACCGUCUAUGAGAAGGUCGUCGCGUUGUUGAACAUAGUAUGA
Molecule: messenger RNA, 870 nt
Organism: Thyridium curvatum
Lineage: Eukaryota; Fungi; Ascomycota; Sordariomycetes; Thyridiales; Thyridiaceae
Exons: 4
Coding region: 1-870 (289 amino acids)
Biological process (GO): mitochondrial citrate transmembrane transport
Source: RefSeq, a predicted model, not a curated record